AUGGUGUACACGGCGCUAAGCUACACAUGGGGCCCAAACGUGUUCGAUGAGGCAAUCGAGUGCGAAGGUCACGUCAAGAAUAUCACAAAGUCUCUCGCGGUUGCUUUGAGGGCUUUCCGACAAGAGGAUCGCUCGGUUGUGAUGUGGAUAGACCAGAUCUGCAUCAACCAAGGCGACAACGAAGAGAAGGCACAGCAGAUACCCUUGAUGUCGAGGAUCUAUCAGAAUGCUAUGAACACUGUCAUCUGGUUGGGUGAAUCAACUUCGAAUUCUGCUUCCGCCAUAAAGCUGCUGGAAGACGUUAGGUUGCUGUUGCAGUUUACGGAAAAGACUAUCGGUCCGGAUGACUUCGAGGGGCUCAAUCUACCCUCAAAAGAUUCGGAGGUGUGGGAAGCGCUGUGGGACUUUCUCUCGCGCCCAUGGUUCACGCGACUGUGGAUCAUUCAAGAAGUCAUCCUCUCCUUUGACUCUUGGAUCGUGUGCGGCAACCAUAUGACUACGUGGGACGUCUUGUCAUUGGCCUGUCUUCAUCUCUGGACCUGUGGCAUCUCGAGAUGGCUAGGGGAGAAGUUCAAUUCUGGAAGCCGCAAACUUGACUUUCAGAGGGAUCUCUGCGAGUCUGUACAGCACCUCAGCAGCAUGAAGUCAAGCUACGACAGUACGGCAAUGUCGCUGUUCGACCUGCUGAUAGAGUCUAGGGAAGCCAAGUGCUACGACAAUCGGGACAAGGUCUAUGGUCUGCUUGGUGUCUGUCGAGAUCAAGAUAGGUCUGCGAUUAAGCCAAGCUACGCAGACGACUUUCCCGUAACUCACCUCUAUCGCGACAUAACGACACGUCACCUGGAUGACAACAAAGGCAGCUUGAGACUUGGCGUGGUCCUCACCUGCGUAGACCAUGAGUCUCCCGACCUGCCAUCGUGGGUACCAGACUGGAGAAAUCCCCGUCGAACACACUCAUUGGGACACUCUACUACCACAACAACCCCGUACAUGGCAUGCGGCCAUCUUACGAUCGAAAUUGGUAGAGUUCAUCCACCUUUGGAACGCAAAAAUGAGGACGAGCUGCGACUGCAUGGUGUUUCGGUUGACGCCAUUGCAAAAGUUAGUACCGUAUUUACGAAUCCAGAGCUGAGUCUCGAAGAUCCAACCACUGCCAACGGAGACUUGAAAGACAUGCGCUCCUUUGUCGCUGAGUUACAGGAGUAUCCAGGUCAUGAAACCGUAUUUUCUGCCUUCUGGCAGACACUGGUGGCAGGAAAAGACGCCACCGAGAUGGCCAAGGCGCCGGCGGCCUAUGAAGAGAUUAUCUCUCUUCUUCUCGACGCAUCCACGGAGCUAUUCCCGUCGCUCCCGGGACAAACGUACUCUGCACGACAGAGACGGCCGGUAGGCAAGGGGAAGUUAGAGCUAGCAAAUCUCAAGACACGCACAGCAGGAAAAGCGUUCCAAGAUGUAAGGACCUCAAUGGUGCAUGCUAUGCGGAAUCGCAGGCUGUGCUUCACUGCUAAGGGGUACUUGGGGCUGGUGCCGGAGACAUGUAAAGUGGGGGACGAGGUUCACAUUUUGGACGGGUGCCAUAUCCCGUACCUGUUGAGGAAGGUUGAUCACAGGAGUCAUCGGCUAGUUGGAGAGUGCUAUGUGCAUGGUAUCAUGAGAGGAGAGGCUGUCCGCGAUGAUCAGAGCAUGGAUGAGAUAAUUUUGAUGUGA
This is a messenger RNA of Colletotrichum scovillei, 1707 nucleotides long. RefSeq lists its product as uncharacterized. Lineage: Eukaryota; Fungi; Ascomycota; Sordariomycetes; Glomerellales; Glomerellaceae. The transcript has a single exon. Bases 1 to 1707 code for a protein of 568 amino acids. The record is from RefSeq and is a predicted model, not a curated record.